AUGAUCGAUUUUACAAGCUUUGAGGACAUCUUCGGUUCCGAGAAGAAACAUAUCUAUGAUGAUGAUAUGAUUAAUGACAUUCAAUUAAAUCGUAUUUGUCUGGAAAGGUUAUUCAUCGAUAGACUUAUAAUCUUCCUUGGAAUAAAAAAGCCCUCUAAACACUAUCCACCAGAGUCGUAUGACGAUCUUCAAUCCCUCCACAAAGCUAUCAUAGAAUCAGAUAGUGCAGACCAGCACAAACUAUCAGUUCUUUACUACAUCCUUCUUGACUAUGAACAUGCUGCUGAAUCAAAUGUAAUCCCGGAAAUAAUAAAAGAAUUUCCUUUGCCGCCAAAAUAUCAGAUUCUGACAAAGGGACUAUGGUAUAUGGAUCGAAAACAAUUUGAAUGUGCACUGCAAUACAUAGCACAUCCAUCUUUGAAUCCAUCAUUCACGAAUGAAAUAAUGGAAACAUUGGUAAAUUCCUCGGGCGGUGACAUGACUUUGCCACUUGCUUAUUAUCACACAAUUCAACCUCAACUGUCUAAUGAAAAAGGUCUAGAAAUAUUAUUCUCGGCCUUUGCUAAGUCAAGUGUAACAGAAGCAUUCUAUUUUAGCCGGAAACACAAUGAGUGUGCCCAGAGGAAUAUGUUUGAGAUGCUCAUCGCUACCGUGCUAAAUGAUUCUACUAGAAAUAGAAUACCUGUGAGAAGUAUGGAGCUAGUCAACCUUCCUUUUACCUCCCAAGAAACUUCUUGGUUUGAAGAAUACUUAACAGAGGGUGAAGGCAGGGAAUCUGAAAAAGCGGCGGAUAUUCUAAUGAUGAGACUAAUUGCUACUGGAAACUUCUCAGGAUUUCUUUCGCUCCAAGUUAACAGAACGCGAAAAGUAGAUGACUUAGACUGGGAUACCAUAGCUGAUGCAUCCAGAAAAGGACUAGGACCGCGUUAG
Molecule: messenger RNA, 930 nt
Organism: Blumeria graminis f. sp. triticale
Lineage: Eukaryota; Fungi; Ascomycota; Leotiomycetes; Helotiales; Erysiphaceae
Source: the annotation of a GenBank genome assembly